AUGAAUAUAGAUAUCUUCCAGACACCGCAAGGGCAAAUAGAGACAGCAAUAGACACCAUGGUGCUAAGGGAAAGAGAUGGCGCGACGCCGCGAAGCGCAAGAUUCGGGAGGAAGAAUACUGUCUGUCCGUGCUGCAGCCCUGUGCCCGGAAAAGCUAAAAAGAUAUUGUCCUGGCGAUGGUCCCCCGACGGAUCCUCCAUUUUCAAGGGUUUCAAAAGAUCCAAGAUGCGUGAGUUUUUCGUCAAGUGACACGACAUGACCUACUGGCACUGCAAGUGGAUUCCCGAUUGGAAGCUGGCUUUGCACCACUCCCUGAUGGUCGCUUACUUCCAGAGAAACUACGACAUGGAAAAGCCGCUCCAGUUCGAUCACAAGGGCGUAAAGCCCGAGUGGCUCAUAUCUCAGCGUGUAACACCUGAUGGCGGAACUGUUUAACUGGUAAAGUGGCGGGAGUUGACCUACAGCGAGUCCACAUGGGAGAAGGAAAACGAGGGCAUUCCGAGCUUAAAGCGGGCCAGCGACUUCUACCAGAAUCUGGAAUCCAGCCAGAAGGAUCGGGGUAAGGGCAAGCCCACCACUGAUGUGAAGAAGAAAUAAGAGGAUCAGCCGGAAAUCGUGCAGGGAACUGGCACGAAGUUGCAUCCAUUCCAGCUGGAGGGUGUCAACUGGCUCCGCUACAGUUGGGACCAGGGCAUCCCCACCAUACUGGCCGUUGAGAUGUGCCUGGGCAAGACAAUUCAGACGGUGACCUUCCUGUACUCCCUGUCCAAGGAAGGUCGCUGCCGCGGACCCUUCCUCAUAUCCGUACCGCUUUCCACUCUCGUCAACUGGGAGCGCGAACUGGAGCUAUGGGCUCCGGACUUCUACUGCAUUACCUAUGUGGGCUCAAAGGCCUCCAGAGCUGUUAUCCGGAGAAACAAGCUGUGCUUCGAGGAGGUAAAUACCCAGAAGAUGCCGGCCAAGCACAUCCAGUUUAAGUUUAACGUGCUGCUGAUCAGCUACGAGUUGAUCUCCAUAGACGCCACCUUUCUUGGCAGCAUCAAUUGGGGCAAGUUUUUCCGUAUUCUGAGCAGCUACAGCACCUUCUACAAGCUGCUGCUCACCGGCACACCGCUGCAGAACCAUCUCGAGGAACUGUUCCACCUGGUCAUGAUCUAUCGGUUUGGGAGCCACAACUCGGUGGAGGAGCGCAUGACGUAGGUGGCCAAGCACAAGAUGAUGCUCACCCACCUUGUGGUGCGCCCGGGAGUGAGCGGCAAGCCUGCCAGCUCAACGAAGCAAGAGCUGGAGGAUAUCGUUCGCUUUGGCACCGAGGAUCUCUUCAAGCAGAACGAUGAAAAGGAGGCUAUCCACUACGAUGAUGAGGGGGUGGCCAACCUGCUUGACCGCACCCAUCGCGGCAUUGAGGAGAAGGUAUCCUGGUCCAACGAGUAUCUUUUGUCGUUCAAGGUGGCGUCCCGCACCAAUGUCGAAGGAAUUAAGGAGGACGAAGUUGGUUACCAACAGGAUACGGAAAACAAGGUCCGGCCUACUGGGACUACAGCAGCAGCAGUAGGAUAA
Drosophila suzukii is the source of this 1560-nucleotide messenger RNA. The record is from RefSeq and is a predicted model, not a curated record. Lineage: Eukaryota; Metazoa; Arthropoda; Insecta; Diptera; Drosophilidae.